CGGUGCUGUGGGCAGAAGUGAGCGCCUUCUGACUUCCCGACUCCUGCUCACGUGUGCUCAGCGCUCGGCAGGGAUUGCGUGGCUGCCGAGCGCCCUUUCACAGCCUCCCCCAGGCAGCGUUAACCCUUGGAAUGCGCGCUUGUCUUCCUCACGCUCUCCUCUCGCUAAGCACAAGAAAAGAAGCCGGAGCACCGUCUGUCGACAGAGUCCCUCUACAGCUAAGCUGAUUUAGCACCACAUUGCGUCCUGCUUCACAAACUAAAUCCUCAGCCCUUCGGGCCCUCGCCUCCGACACCUUCCUGGCAGCCGUCUACGAGCACGCCGUCAUCCUGCCACAUGCCACCCAGGAGCCCGUCCCUGCCAGCGAUGCUUUGGCCCUGAUGAACAGAAACAUGGAUGUCUUGGAAGGGGCCAUCAAGGAAGCUGCCCAGCAGGGUGCGCACAUCAUUGUGACUCCUGAAGACGGCAUCUAUGGCUGGCGAUUCACAAGAGAAUCCAUCUACCCCUACCUGGAGGAUAUCCCUGAUCCAGCGGUGAAUUGGAUUCCCUGCACUGACCCCUCAAGAUUUGGUCCAACACCAGUGCAGGAACGACUCAGCUGCAUGGCCAGAAAUAACUCCAUCUAUGUGGUUGCAAAUAUCGGGGACAAGAAGCUGUGUGACUCCAGUGAUCCCAGCUGCCCCAGGGAUGGUUGGUACCAGUACAACACGGAUGUCGUCUUUGACGCAAAGGGCAAACUGGUGGCUCGCUACCAUAAGUACAAUCUGUUUAGAAAUGAAACUCAGUUUGAUUAUCCAAAAGAGCCAGAAGCUGUCACCUUUGAGACUCCUUUUGGGAAGUUUGGCAUUUUCACUUGCUUUGACAUCCUUUUCUAUGAGCCUGCUGUGGUCCUGGUGAACAAGAUGCAGGUGGACACCGUGCUCUUCCCAACAGCUUGGAUGAAUGUCCUGCCCUUUCUGACUGCAAUUGAGUUUCACUCUGCUUGGGCUAUGGGCAUGGGUGUUAAUUUACUUUCUGCAAAUACUCAUAACACCACCAGCGCAAUGACAGGCAGUGGGCUGUUCACACCAGAGGGACCUGCUGCCUACCACUACGACAGUGCCACCGAGGAGGGACGUCUCCUGCUAGCAGAGUUGAGUGCACGCCCCCGUCUUUCCCCCACCUACCCCCCUGCCGUCAACUGGAGCUUGCAUGCCACGAGCAUCGAGAAGUUUCCUGGAGAAAACAACACUUUCUCUGGAGCUGUCCGGAAGGAUAUAUUCACUUUCAGAGAACUCAGGCACAAGGAUGGAAAUUACACUGUUUGCCAAGGAGACCUUUGCUGUCAUCUGGUCUACCAGAUGUCAAACAAGAGGAGAGAUGAAGUUUAUGUCCUGGGUGCAUUUGAUGGGCUUCACGGUUCUCUCAUAAAAUACCAUUGGCAGGUAAUUGCAAGUUUAGAGAUCUGCACUCUGCUCAAGUGCCCUAGCACAAACCUAAGCACAUGUGGGCAGCCCGUGGAGAUGGCUCAGACCAAGUUUGACAUGUUCUCUCUCAGUGGCACGUUUGGCACCAGCUACGUCUUCCCAGAAGUGCUGUACAGCGGGGUGCAGCUGGCCCCUGGGGAGUUCGAGGUGCUACGUGACGGGUGUUUGAAAAGCAAGCAUGGCACGUCGAAACCGCUCAUAACAGUGACGCUUUUUGGAAGGCUUUAUGAGAAGGACCAGCCACAUCCUCUGCGAAUUUCCCUGUAAAGUGUCUCCUUAGGAGUUGCACACUCACCAGAGACAGGAGGGGAGUUUCCUCCUGAGCCAUAGCAGUUACCUUGUAUGAUUCCUGUUCUGCAAUAUAUUGCACUUCUGCUCAGCACCUGUGGCAAUUUGGCUUAUCUGGGAGAAAGUGAUGUGGUCACUUUGCUGUGUGUGCCUUUUUAAUAGGGCUUGAGCCGGUGCAAUUAUUUUUUAGUGUGCAUGAUCUGUCACGUAAAUCUUUUAAUCAUAAAUUUUGUUUCACCCAAGAUUUCAUAUUGAUUGAUAGAAUUACAGUAGAAAGAAGACUGAUAACAAAAUCUAUGAAAUGUGGUUUGUCAUUGUAUUGAAGAAUAAAUUGUCUCCAAAAAAGUCUUUCUGUCCCUUUUGGCCCUUCCUGUUUUUCAGGUUGUAUAAGCAUUAAGUUUCUGCAUUUUUCAGCCUUACAGCCCAAUCAAGAGGGCCUACUUAACACUCUAUGAACCUUGGCCCCAUUCUGACCUAGAUAUUGUACAAUAAAGAUCAAACCAGAUUUGAAAUUAUCUUAGGUGCAAUUUUAGAGAAAGUGGUCCUCCACAACCCAUCCCGGUGUUCGGUCUGGCUAAGAUAAGAUAAAGCACAUCCACUUCUGCAGUCGCUUUGAUCUUGCACCUCCUUGUACAUGGCAGAUGGGUGUUGGGUCCAGGGUCACAUCCAACUUAUCAUAUACAAGACAGUACUCCAACACCUUCUCCUGGGUAUAUGGAUAAUUUCUUCAAAACUGUUAAGAAAUAUGAAAUAGGCAAUCUUUUAGCAACUGAAACACAUUUCAUCCUGUAGCAUGUGAAAUG
Molecule: messenger RNA, 2557 nt
Organism: Zonotrichia leucophrys gambelii
Lineage: Eukaryota; Metazoa; Chordata; Aves; Passeriformes; Passerellidae
Product: pantetheinase-like
Exons: 8
Coding region: 381-1733 (450 amino acids)
Biological process (GO): pantothenate metabolic process
Molecular function (GO): pantetheine hydrolase activity
Source: RefSeq, a predicted model, not a curated record